Prionailurus viverrinus (fishing cat) is the source of this 1838-nucleotide messenger RNA. RefSeq names its product tyrosine 3-monooxygenase/tryptophan 5-monooxygenase activation protein epsilon (gene YWHAE). Lineage: Eukaryota; Metazoa; Chordata; Mammalia; Carnivora; Felidae. The transcript has 7 exons. The coding region runs from base 177 to 944 and encodes 255 amino acids. The record is from RefSeq and is a predicted model, not a curated record. Gene Ontology annotation, biological process: signal transduction. Gene Ontology annotation, cellular component: cytoplasm.
ACACGGAGCGAGAGGCUGAGAGAGUCGGAGACACUAUCCGCUUCCAUCCGUCGCGCAGACCCUGCCGGAGCCGCUGCCGCUAUGGAUGAUCGGGAGGAUCUGGUGUACCAGGCGAAGCUGGCCGAGCAGGCUGAGCGAUACGACGGAUAAAAUACUUUUUCGCAGCAGCUGGGAAAAUGCUGCAGGAUGUUUUGUUCUCUUCUUGCUGUUCUCUUCUAGUGCAAGUGGCUUUCCAUGAUGAAAUGGUGGAAUCGAUGAAGAAAGUAGCAGGGAUGGAUGUGGAGUUGACAGUUGAAGAAAGAAACCUCCUAUCUGUUGCAUAUAAAAAUGUGAUUGGAGCCAGAAGAGCUUCUUGGAGAAUAAUCAGCAGCAUUGAACAGAAAGAAGAAAACAAGGGAGGAGAAGACAAACUAAAAAUGAUUCGGGAAUAUCGGCAAAUGGUUGAGACUGAGCUAAAGUUAAUCUGUUGUGACAUUCUGGAUGUACUGGACAAACACCUCAUUCCAGCAGCUAACACUGGCGAGUCCAAGGUUUUCUAUUAUAAAAUGAAAGGGGACUACCACAGGUAUCUGGCUGAAUUUGCCACAGGAAAUGACAGGAAGGAGGCUGCGGAGAACAGCCUAGUGGCUUAUAAAGCUGCUAGUGAUAUUGCAAUGACAGAACUUCCACCGACGCAUCCUAUUCGCUUAGGUCUUGCUCUCAAUUUCUCCGUAUUCUACUAUGAAAUUCUUAAUUCCCCUGACCGUGCCUGCAGGUUGGCAAAAGCAGCUUUUGAUGAUGCAAUUGCAGAACUGGAUACGCUGAGUGAAGAAAGCUAUAAGGACUCUACACUUAUCAUGCAGUUGUUACGUGAUAAUCUGACACUAUGGACUUCAGACAUGCAGGGUGAUGGUGAAGAGCAGAAUAAAGAAGCGCUGCAGGAUGUGGAAGAUGAAAAUCAGUGAGACAUAAAAGCCAACAAGAGAAACCAUCUCUGACCACCCCAUUCCUUCCCAUCCCACCCCCAUUGGAAAUUCCCCCAUUGUCACUGAGAACCACCAAAUCUGACUUUUACAUUUGGUCUCAGAAUUUAGGUUCCUGCCCUGUUGGUUUUUUUUUUUUUUUUUUAAACCGUUUUCAAAAGUUCUUAAAGGCAAGAGUGAAUUUCUGUGGAUUUUACUGGUCCCAGCUUUUAGGUUCUUUAAGACACUAACAGGACUGCAUAGAGGCUUUUUCAGCAUUACUGUAUUGUCUCCUGCCAGGUGGGGCAAGAUCACCAUUAGAAAUGGAAAUGAUAUUUGAAAGCUAUUAGACUUCUAGGUGACGCGAGCAUCUAAGAGAGAGGUUAAUCACACUAUGAGGCAUUGUGGUAUUAUUUUUCCUUUUUCUAAUUGUUUAAAUUGAAUUUUAUACCAAUGUUUAAAAUUAAUUGGGUGUUAGCUUGAGGUGGUUAAAAGUUGUUCGGAGAGUUGUAAUGGUUUUGCUGUAAAAAGUGUUUCAAACUCUGCUGAAAUGUUGCUGAAAAGCAUGGUGCUGGUAACAGUUCAACAAUCCGUGGCUGCUCAUUCUUGCCUACUUUUACUCUCCCUCUAAAGCAGGUUAGCAUUGAAGGUGGUAUGGAAAAGCCUGCAUGCGUGUUCAAUUCUUUGUUUCUUCUCCUUCCUUCUCCCCCCCGGGCCCCCCCUUCCCUACUUCGCUCGCUCAACCUCUUUUGUUCAGUAUGUGUAACUUGAAGCUAAUUUGUACUACUGGAUAUCUGACUGGAGCCACAGAUACAGAAUCUGUAUUGUUCUUACUGAAACACAGCAUGGAAUUAACAUUAAACUUAAAUAAAACAAACCUAAAUUAAAAAUGCCAAA